Molecule: messenger RNA, 4106 nt
Organism: Lampris incognitus (smalleye Pacific opah)
Lineage: Eukaryota; Metazoa; Chordata; Actinopteri; Lampriformes; Lampridae
Gene: herpud2
Product: HERPUD family member 2
Exons: 9
Coding region: 588-1889 (433 amino acids)
Biological process (GO): endoplasmic reticulum unfolded protein response
Molecular function (GO): protein binding
Source: RefSeq, a predicted model, not a curated record
UAACUGCGUGACAUUAAGUGUGGCAGCUGCGUGGUUAGAGGCUCACGUCUCUGUGUGCCGACCCACAGCAGCGAAGCUAACCUUACCGCGCAAGCUAACGUUGUCCGUAUGCUAGCCAGGACCGCGGACAAGCCACGCUGCGCGCCGCCAGAUGCGGACUGUCUGGUCGCCUUAGCUCACAAGUCCCCGGGGGGUUACCACAGGCGGCCUGAGGCGACACGUCCUGACGGCGGGGCGGCUUGACACGAGGCUGGAUUUGACAGCCGUCGCUAUCGAUGAUGCAACAUGGCAGUGAUCCAAGAAGUUCCACUGCAGGAUUACCUACCCACCAACAGGUGUCAGCUGGAUGCUGCAGGCAAGUGCCCCCAUCAGUGAGACGAGCAUUGUAAAGGGGGAGUUCCCCUGCCCAGACAAACUCCUCUCCAGCUAGUCAGUCAUUUGCUGAGUUGAUGCACUGAAGUCUGGACGGAAAGUGUUUGAAGGAGCCUUUGCUCCUCAAGUGAGCUUCACGCGGUGACACCAACCCCAUCCCCGUACCCGGUAUUUGGUUGUCUCCGAGCCCCACACCACCAGUAGUAAUAUGAGCCAUGGACUCUGGGGCAGUUGACAGUCCAGUCACCUUGGUUAUCAAGGCUCCCAACCAGAAGUAUGAUGACCAGACCAUUAACUGCUUCCUCAACUGGACCGUGGAGCGGCUGAAGAGCCACAUCUCUAAUGUCUACCCCAGCAAGCCGUCAUCCAAAGACCAGAGAUUGGUGUAUUCUGGACAGCUCCUCCAAGACCACCUGCAGCUCCGCGAUGUGCUCAGAAGACAGGAUGAGUACCACAUGAUGCACCUGGUGUGUGCGUCCCGGACCCCCCCCAGCUCACCCAGGACACGCGGCCCGACCUUGGCUAGCUCCUCAUCCCACCCGGCCUCCGGCUCCAGCUCUGCUAGUUCGGAUGGUGCCAGCUCCUCCUUCGCUGCCACAACAGCAAAUCAAGACAGUCAGCCAGCCACCAGCUCUCCUUCUUCCUCCAUACCAGGAAGUUACGAUGGGCUGAGGUAUCGUGGUGGCCUCCACCAAGACAAUCCUCACAACCCCGUCCCUGCUGGUGUCACACAGUGGCCAGGCAUGAACCAGAUCCCUCUGCAAGGAGGUUUGGCUGCCAAUGCGCCCCCCCACCCCAUGUUCAUGCCCAUGCAGAUGGUGUGGUGGCAUCAGAUGUAUGCUCGCCACUACUACAUGCAAUACCAAGCAGCAGUGGCAGCUUCUCACCCCUCCACUGCCUCUCUCUCCUCCACUCCUGGGCCAUCCUCCUCCUCUUCCUCGCCCCCACAGCCCGCCCAGGCUAAUGAAGCUGUGCAGCCCCCACUGGGACCCAAUAGGGCCCCUGACCCCCUACCAGAGAACCCACCAGCCAACCCCAACAUCCAGAUGAAUGCACAGGGCGGGGCAGUGUUGAAUGAGGACGAGCUGAACCGUGAUUGGUUGGACUGGCUGUACACGGUGUCACGCGCCUGUGUCCUUCUCAGCAUUGUGUACUUCUACUCUUCCUUCAGCCGCUUUGUGAUGGUGGUGGGCGCAAUGCUGCUGGUCUACCUUCACCAGGCUGGCUGGUUCCCAUUCAGACCUGAGCAGCAGAACCCUGGCAGAGGAGGAAGGGAUGUGGCUCCCCAGGGAGAGGCAGAGAGGAACCAGGAUAUACAGGAAAUGGAGCGGCUGAUGGAUGAUGGCCUGGAGGAGGAGGACAGCGGGGAAGAGGGAGGGGGUGGCGUAGAGGACCAGGCCCAGGCCGCUGCUGCCCUCCAACAGCCGGGCUUCCUCACAUCCGCCUGGUCCUUUGUCAGCACCUUCUUCACCUCCCUCAUCCCUGAGGGACAGGGACGUCCUCACCCCGCCAACUAGACCUACUCCCCUUCAACUCUCCACCCCAGGCCUCCAGUACUCCCACCCCUCAAUUCCCUCACUGCCCACCAGAGUGGCUCCUAAAGCCCCAGCCACCCAACUAUACAGCUCCCAAUCGCUGCCAACUAGCAGACCUAACAUCCACAUACACGGGCUGCCCUGCAGUUAUUGUGGAGAUGCUGUGUGUGUGCGUGUGUGUUCGGAACGAGGCAAAUGUAAGAUAAAUUAAGACAUGUAGAGAAAAACAAAACCAUCAUGCCAUGUGGUGUUAAUGAAGCUAACGCUUCAGCAGAAAGAGACUGUUCUCUUCUUUUCAUCCAUUUUGUGAACUCAUUCAGGUGCAGCAGAUAACACUAAUGAGACUCCUCUGUGAGGGAGACAUCUUCCAUUUUUAACCAGUGAUAAGGUCAUGGUAUAUAACUUCUCAGCAUGACGGAUGUGGCCAGAAAUGUAUUUAAAAUGAAUAAUGAAAUAUUAUUAGACAGUGGUAAUGCCUCCAAAGUGGAACGAAAACAUGGGGAGCCAAAUCCCAAAUGAUGUUAAUUUCAUGCAUAGCAGAGAGGUGCAUAUACACCGAUCAGCCAAAACAUUAAAACCACCUGCCCAGUACUGUGUAGGUCCCCCUCGUCCCACCAAAAUGGCUCUGACCCAUCGAGGCAUGGACUCCACAAGACCUCUGAAGGUGUCCUCUGGUAUCUGGCACCAAGACGUUAGCAGCAGAUCCUUGAAGUCCUAUAAGCUGCAAGGUGGCACCGCCGUGGAUCAGACUGGUUUUUCCAGCACAUCCCACAGAUGCUCGGUUGAGAGCUGGGGAAUUUGGAGGCCAAGGCAACACCUUGAACCCUUCAUCAUGUGCCUCAAACUAUUGCUGAACAAUGUGUGCAGUGUGGCAGGUGCAUUCCCCUGCUGAAAGAGGCCACUGCCGACUAGUUGAUGACUUAAUUGAUUAUGACUAAUGACUAUUGCAAACUGUUCUCUUCUCUCGCAUCUUUUCUCUGUCGCUGAAUGACGUCUUCUCCUUUCUCUUUUUCGGUGUGAAUGGUGUCAUGCGAGUCUCUCUUGUGUGCACUUGCAGUCGGUCCUCCUCCCAGGUCUUCGUGGUGAUGGUGGUCGCCACUUGGACGCUGCCUGCCAUUCCCCUCAUCACAUUUUCUUUUUAUAAAUCCAUAUAAUUUUUUUUUUACAUGGUGAUGCUGGUGGCGUGGCUUGGGUCCUGGGCUGUUCUGAUGGCGUCUGGACACUGCUUGGCAUCCUGCGCAUCAUAUUCUUCAUACAUUUUAUAAGUCCAUUAUAAUUGUGUUAUCCUCUUUCAGGGUUGUAUUGUGUAAAUUGUGUAAACACAACAUCAUGUCACGUUGUCUGUCUUGGAAGAGAGACCCUCCUCUGUUGCUCUCCCUGAGGUUUCUCCCUGUUAAAGGUUUGGUUUUUAGGGAGUUGCUCCUUAUCCGAUGAGAGGGUCUAAGGGCAGGAUGUUGUGUUGCUGUUAAGCCCACUGAGGCACAUUUGUAAUUUGUGAUAUUGGGCUACACAAAUAAAAUUGAUUUGACUUGAUUUGAAUACCGUUGCCAUGGAGGGGUGUAGCUGGUCUGCAGUAAUGUGUAGGUAGGUGGCACGUGUCAAAGUAACACCCACAUCAAUGCCAGGACCCAAGCUUUCCCAGCAGAACAUUGCCCAGAGCAUCACACUGCCUCCACCGGCUUGCCUUCUUCCCAUAAUGCAUCCUGCUGCCCUCUCUUCCCCAGGUAAACGACGCACACACACACCCGGCCGUCCACAUGAUGUAAAAGAAAAUGUGGUCCGUCGGACCAGGCCGCCACCUUCCACCGCCCCAUGGUCCAGUUCUGAUGCUCAUAUGCCCGUUGUAGGUGCUCUCAGUGGUGGACAGGGGUCCUCGUGGACACUGGCCAGCCUGCAGCUACACAGCCCCAUACACAGCAAGCUGAGACGCACCGUCUGUCUCAGUGAGACGCCUGUCUGUCAUAGGCAGCAUGAGCUUUCUCAGCAGUUUGAGCUACAGCAGCUGCUCUGUGGGAUCCGACCAGAUGGGCCACCGUCACCCCACACAGGGGUUUUCGUGUUUUGGCUGGUGGGUGUAGAUAUCGUAGAAACAGAAGCACAUUUAUCGUUUCCCCUUGGUGUAUGUGAGCAUUAUUUACGUAUGCAAGUAUAUACUUCUUUCAUUUCUGAACAGUUGCUCUUUUCAAAUAAAAGCCUUGU